Molecule: messenger RNA, 578 nt
Organism: Rotaria sordida
Lineage: Eukaryota; Metazoa; Rotifera; Eurotatoria; Philodinida; Philodinidae
Source: the annotation of a GenBank genome assembly
AUGCCCAAAAGUGAUCUCGGUGAUGUUUGUGGACGCUAUUUAUCUUCGCGUCUGUCAAAACAAACAGAUUCAUCAUUAUCAAAUGGUCAACAAUCAAUAGAGCAACAUUUAUUAAAUCAUCAAUAUAUUGCUACUGAACAUAAACGACAUACAAUAUUAACACAAAAACUUUUCUUUAAAUCAUAUAAAAAAAAUCCAUUAGAUACAUUACGUCAACAUUAUACAAUUGUUCAUAAAAAUAAUAAUAAUAAUAAUAAUAACAAUAAUAAUAGUGAAAAUAUAAAUAAUAUAAUCAUGCCGGCUAAUAAUGAUGUUUUAUUAACUGCAUUCAAUAAUAAUACAACGAAUGGUACAACUAAUGGUACAAAUUCAAAUCAUCAAUAUUGUUCAACAUAUAUUUCAUGUAGUAAUAGUAAUCAUUCAUCAUCUCCACCUUCUGAAACAUCUUCAUCUUCAUCGUCAUCAUCGUCGUCAUCAUCAUCAUCAUCGUCAACAUCAAAUAGUACUUCAUCAUUAAUGAUGAAUUGGGAAUUAUUAAAAGAUCGUGGUUCUGGUUUAGUUAAUCUUGGUAAUACAUG